Molecule: messenger RNA, 792 nt
Organism: Schistosoma guineensis
Lineage: Eukaryota; Metazoa; Platyhelminthes; Trematoda; Strigeidida; Schistosomatidae
Source: the annotation of a GenBank genome assembly
AUGGCUACCCAGUAUAAACUGAGCUCCUCACAAAGAGAUCGCGUAAAGAAGUUCAGUGCUAUUACUCGAAGUUCUGAUAAGGUUGCUAUUGACUGCCUUCAGAUGAGCAAUUGGAGGUUAGAACAGGCCGUAGAUUACUUCUACAGACAGAAUCCAACUCCUCAAGGACCCACUAUUAAUGAGGCGAAAAUUGACCAUCUGUUCCAGCGUUAUCGUGAUCCUCAGUGUCCUGAUCGCAUACUAGCUACAGGGAUGGAGCUAUUUCUUGUCACAGAUCUCCAUAUUGACCCAGAAAGUUUACUCACUUUAAUCCUAGCUUGGAAGUUUUCAGCAAAGACCCAAGGAGAAUUUACUCGCGAGGAGUUUUUUCGUGGGUUCAGAGAGUUGGGGUGUGACUCAAUCAGUUCCUUGCGUAAUAAACUUCCUACUCUAUUAAGUGAUAUAGAAGACAAACAAAAUUUUCGUUCUUUAUACUUAUUCACAUUUGGUUUCGCUAAUUUGGAUAAACAUGAAAGUAAAUCAUUAGUUCUUCAGUACGCUAUUCCCUACUGGGAAAUUCUUCUACGUGGUCGAUUUUGUCAUUUAUCCCUAUGGUUUAAAUUCCUUCAAGAACAUCAUAAACGUCCAAUUUCUAAGGACACAUGGGACCUUCUUCUAGACUUUGUUGAAACAAUUUAUCCUGACAUGUCUAAUUACGAUGAAGAAGGUGCUUGGCCAGUACUGAUUGAUGAAUUCGUCGAAUGGGCAAAGCCUCAAAUUCAGAUGGAUAUUCCACUAACAAACCACCCAUGA